UGGUGGACUCUGAGGAGAACCUUCGUGUGCCCACGGAGAAAAUGCAAGCUCCCUCUUUAUAUAACUGGAGUUCAGACUGGGGCUUUUGGAUCUCAAGCUCCACUUACAAAUACAGGAAUGAGGAAUUCAAGAGACAGUUCUCACAUAUUCCAGAUUUGGAAAGUCUUGUAGUAGAUUAUGCCUGUGCCCUCCAGAAGGAUAUCCUUCUUCAAGGACGGCUGUACCUUUCUGAAAACUGGCUCUGUUUCUACAGCAACAUCUUCCGAUGGGAGACUACAAUUUCUAUCGCCUUGAAGGACAUAACCUUCAUGACAAAAGAGAAGACUGCUCGGCUCAUUCCAAAUGCCAUCCAAAUUGCUACUGAAGGAGAGAAGUUUUUCUUCACUUCGUUCAGUGCCAGGGACAGAAGCUACCUCAUUAUCUUUCGAUUAUGGCAGAAUGCAUUGCUAGAGAAGAGGCUAACCAAGCAGGAAUUCUGGCAACUUGUACACCAGAGCUAUGGUUCUGAGCUGGGUUUGAACACAGAAGAGAUGGAAAACAUGUACUUGUCAUCUGAGGAGAAUGGACAGUUGAGAUCAAGCCUUUGUGAGGAAUUUGAGGAGAAGGACCCUCCUAAAACAACUGGUGUAAUUCAGGAACCGAUUGCUCAGAUACCUGAAGCUGAAACAGAGUCCCUUAAUGGAAAUAUAGUGAAAGAGAGGGAAGAAGCAGAGGAAUCUUCCAGUUUUACACGGGACAGGAGGAGUUCUUCGUUUCCUUCAGAAAGGAAGCCAGCUGAUGCAGGACAGCACAAAUGCUCAAUACAGCCACUAGAUCUAAAUGAGAAGAGCAGUGCCUCUGAAACUGAUGGGGAAGUUGAAGAAAGUAUCCCUGAGACUGAUCUCCAUGGAAAACUCUUUAUUAAUCGGGUUUUCCACAUUGGUGCAGAUAGGCUGUUUGAAAUGCUUUUCACCAAUUCUCAUUUCAUGCAGAGGUAUCUCAGUGCCAGAAAUAUAACAGAUAUGGUAUCAUCUCCUUGGAACAGAGACAGCGGUGGCAAUCAGCUGAGGACCAUGACAUACACUAUUGUGCUUAACAAUCCACUUGUUGGAAAAUUCACAACUGCAACUGAAAAGCAGGUCCUGCAUAAACGGAGCCACAAAGAUCAAUCGUAUCGAAUAGACACAGAGGUGGUGACUCAUGAUGUGCCUUACCAUGAUUACUUCUACACUGUGCAUAGUUACUGUAUUGCUCGUAUAUCCAGUCAUAAGUGCAGACUACGGAUUUAUUCUGAUGUGAAAUACAAGAAGCAACCAUGGGGGCUUGUCAAGAAUAUAAUAGAGAAGAAUACAUGGGGGGGUAUACAGGAAAAUUUUAAGCAACUUGAAUCAGAAUUGAUAAUGGAAGAAUAUGCAAUGAACAAAUCUAUAGAGGAUCCAGCAAAAAUAGGCGUCCUGAGGAGAAGGAGAUGGACCUUACAACGGAACGUGGGAGAGAUGCUUCCUAAAUGCUCUGAACAAUACUCUUCUAGAGAAAGAGCAGGACCAAAAAGAGAUGUAACAAACAAGACCAUCACCAUCAUAGUGAUCAUGAGUAUCUUUCUACUUCUGUUAGUUUUGCUGAAUGUGACAUUGUUCCUCAAACUGUCCAAGAUUGAACAUGCAGCUCAGUCUUUUUACCGUGUUCACCUUCAGGAACGAGGAUCUGCAAAUUUAGCCCUUCAUGUGGCAUCAAGACAGAAAAUUCCUCAGCGUGACACAGAUCAAGUCCAGCAUGUGAAAGGCGUGCUGAGGGACUCUAUAGCAUUGCUUGAAAAACUGAAAAGUUCCCUUUCUAUGCUCCAAAAAAGCUUUGAUCACCUAAACACAACCAAAAGCAGCAAGCCUGAAAGCUGAUGUCACCAAAACAAACUACUAAGGAUAUAGUGUAUUUGUAAUAAAAUGCUUAUUUUUCUUAUAUUUUUCUGUA
Varanus komodoensis (Komodo dragon) is the source of this 1947-nucleotide messenger RNA. RefSeq names its product GRAM domain containing 1C (gene GRAMD1C). Lineage: Eukaryota; Metazoa; Chordata; Lepidosauria; Squamata; Varanidae. Bases 42 to 1874 code for a protein of 610 amino acids. Gene Ontology annotation, molecular function: sterol binding; sterol transfer activity. Gene Ontology annotation, biological process: intracellular sterol transport. Gene Ontology annotation, cellular component: endoplasmic reticulum-plasma membrane contact site; plasma membrane; endoplasmic reticulum membrane. The transcript is spliced from 17 exons. The record is from RefSeq and is a predicted model, not a curated record.